Molecule: messenger RNA, 1333 nt
Organism: Malania oleifera
Lineage: Eukaryota; Viridiplantae; Streptophyta; Magnoliopsida; Santalales; Ximeniaceae
Product: ACT domain-containing protein ACR12
Exons: 10
Coding region: 125-1003 (292 amino acids)
Cellular component (GO): chloroplast thylakoid membrane; chloroplast stroma
Source: RefSeq, a predicted model, not a curated record
GUCAUUUGCCACCAAAACACCGAUCGGGGACAUGUUUCUGCUCGCGCUCGCCACUCUACAGUUCUGACUCGUUGGUGAUACCCAGUCUUCAUUCUCCCACCGCGUAGCAACCCACAGAAUCCUCAUGGCCGCAACUGGCGCCUUCUUUUCCUCACCUCCUCUCCAUCUCCGUCGUCCUAAGGUUUUUGAUAUCCACUUGAUUCCUCAAAUCUCUCCCGACGAACCCCCCUUCAAGUUAUUCUCCACUCGCAGCGGGUUCUUUCACUCUGGCUUCGCUCUCGCGAAAAAAAAGAGCAUUUUGCAUGCUUCAACUGAUGACUUGAAUUCUGUGCGUUCAACCUCAUUGAAAUCUGAUCAGGAUACUGAUUAUGUUCCAACACCAGUAGUCCUGAUAACUCAAGAUUCAGAUUCUGAGGCAACAAUUGUAGAACUUAGCUUUGGAGAUCGUCUGGGUGCUCUAAUUGAUACGAUGAAAGCAUUAAAGGAUUUAGGUUUGGAUGUGACGAAGGGGACUGUUACAACCGAGGCGUCAGUCACGCGAACAAAAUUUUACAUCACACGUCUGGAUUCUGGACGCAAAGUUGAAGAUCCUGACAUGUUAGAGAGAAUUCGACUUACGAUCAUUAACAACCUUUUGAAGUAUCAUCCAGAAUCCAGUGAACGACUUGCUAUGGGUGAGGCUUUUGGAAUUAAAGCUCCAGAACAGAAGCUAGAUGUUGAUAUUGCAACCCACAUACAUGUCAAGGAUGAUGGACCUAAGAGGAGCUUGCUUUAUGUAGAGACUGCUGAUCGACCUGGGUUGCUACUAGAAAUAAUCAAAAUCAUGGCUGAUAUCAAUAUUAAUGUAGAAUCAGCAGAGAUUGAUACAGAAGGAUUGAUAGCCAAAGACAAGAUUCAUGUCAGCUAUAGAGGAGCAGCAUUAAACAGUUCGUUGUCUCAGGUAUUGACCAACUGUCUGCGCUACUACCUUCGAAGACCAGAAACAGAUGAAGAUAGUUACUAAUACAUAAGAGGAAUUGCUUCACUCCUGUGCACAAUUGUAUGAUUUUUUGUGACCCAAUCUUUUCACGGGUUCAAUUCAAGCGCCCUGUUGCAGCUGCAAUUGAGAAGAUACCAUGUUAAUGUUACUUGCAGCACCCUGACCAUUCUGGCAUGAAUAUGCGUCUUCUUCUGAAAACAAGAUAAUAGGGACACAAAAAUACAUUAGACAACUAUUAAUGUGUGCUAAUUUUUGCUUCAUCAAUUUUCUGAUUUAAAAGUUUUAGUGCCUGUAGACAAUAUUCUUACUUGACAUAGAAGGAUGAGAAACUCUUGGUCACCAAGUUCGUAAAAA